UCUUUGUCAGUGUUCAAAAUUCUCCAGUAGAAUUUGAACUCACAAGGAUAUCUCCUCAAGUAAUUAAAUAAUUUUUACGUUAAAAUACAGUUAUUUAUAACAAAUCGAACAUGCUCAUCACGAAUAUGAGUCCGUUGCGAUUCAUAAAGAAACUUUAAACGUUUUUGUGAUAGUCGAUUUCCAGAAAACCAAAAAUUAUUUAAAAACGAGAUCUUUCUAAGAUUGUCAUUUCGUGGAGCAUCUAAACUAUCUACUAUGUCGUGUUAUUUUGAAGCUUAUCAAAUGAGCAUGAACAAUGUUAAAAGAUUUUGAAUAUAAAACAUUAUAACGUCGUUAUUUUCUUUGUUUAUCUUGGUGUUUUAAUGUUUAUGUUUGAAAUAAUUAUGUACUAAUAACUAGCAUAAGAACAUUAAAAGGUUCAUUUACAUUGACCAUAAAUUGCGAAUUUCGAAUGGAUAUUUGUGCUCGUUAGAAUUUAGCGAAUUUCCCACCCAAGUCCACUUUCUUGCUUCAUUCACGUCGCGAAUGCGGUCCUCGCUCCCCGAUCGCGUUAAAAUCGCGCAACUCGUGCCGCGAUCGCUAACAAGUCGCUGUUGUCGUAGCGUAAUCGCGAUGACGUCUUAUUUUUGGAAAAAAUUGAAAUUCGGGAUUGCGAUGUGACACUUUUUUCUUAUAGUGAUCGGGGCACUAUUCCGCAAUCCGAGCGCGAUCACUGUAAGAAAAAACUGUCACAUUUAAUCACGACAUGAUACAGCAUAGCGGCGUGUCUUCCGUGCAAAUCCUAUUCACCGUUUUGUUUUGCUUAUGCGCCUAGUAUAUAACUCUUACUGAUGUUUCGAAAAAUGUUCAAAAUCUUAUCACAUCUUAAUAAUAGCUUACGACCUGACUAAUAUAGUCUUGUGUAGUCGUGUCGCGCGUACGCUGUUCGUCUGCGUUCGCAGUAAAAACUCAGGUCAUUUACUGAUGUUAGACGGAAAACACGAAUAAAUAGUAACUAUAGUAAAAUACUUGAGAGUCAUUGAUUUUUGUAUGAGUACGAAAAAGAUAGCAAUGGCUAAAAGUCGCGUCUAAUUUCGCGCGUCAGCGAACGCGUUACGCGAUCCUGUCGUGAAUUUUUUAAAGAGACUCGCGUCACGACAUGCGAUAAGAAAGUGGACUUGGGCAGCUAUCAGUAACAUCUCUUACAGAUCUGUGCUUUGUGCCUCUAGAAAAAGUUAAGAACAAUCUGGCAGCAAGCAAAGUAGCUUUCAAACUAUCCUAGGAACUAAAACAAUUAGUGUACGUGUUAACAUAAAAGCAAAAUAGCGAAUACAUUAAAAAUCGCACCGCGACAAAUAGUGAGUCUGUCUCCUGUCGUGUAAGCAAGAGUCGCGACACGACAAUGCCAGCGUACGUAGUUCUAUGCAGAAUUAUAUCGCGAGAAUAGCAAAUAUAUAUCCCAUUCAGUAGUAUAUUGCGACAAAAUAGCGAUCGCUGAAAUCGCGUCUUGUUUCGCGAGUAUUAUAGCGAUUAUACGCGUAACGUGAUCGCGAAAGUUGACUUUAGUAAUGUCAGAACGUGCGUGUAUCCAAUAUUCGCUCUAUUUAAUAAAAUUUUUAUUCGACCAGAACAUGUUCUAAGUCGAAAAGAACUCAUGCAUAGAGAGUAGUAAAGAACACUGUAAUAAGUAUACAUAUUUGAAAAUUGAUAAACCUUUACUAUUCUUUAGAUAUGUACCAAUAUUGAUGGCACAAGCAAAUAUCUAUUGGUUACAAGAAAAUUAUGCAGCUGUAGAAAAAAUAUUUAGAAAAUCAGUUGAAUUUUGUAAUGAUCAUGAAAGUUGGAAACUUAAUGUGGCACAUGUCUUAUUUAUGCAAGAAAAUAAAUACAAAGAAGCAAUUGGAUUUUAUGAUCCAAUUGUGAAAAAAAAUGAAGAUAAUUUAUUGAAUGUUAGUCCAAUUGUACUUGCAAAUUUGUGUGUAAGUCAUAUUAUGACAAGUCAAAAUGAAGAUGCUGAAGAAUUAAUGAGAAAAAUUGAACGUGAAGAAGAUAAAUUACCGUAUGAAACACCAGAGAAAAAAGUAUUUCAUUUAUGUAUAGUUAAUCUUGUAAUUGGAACACUUUAUUGUGCUAAAAAUAAUUAUGAAUUUGGUAUUAGUCGUGUAAUGAAAAGUUUAGAACCAUAUCAAAAAAAAUUGGGUACAGAUACAUGGUUUUAUACAAAACGUUGCUUUUUAUCGUUAUUUGAAAAUAUGGCUAGACAUGCGGUAGUCAUUAAAGAUAGUGUUCUCAUGGAAAUGUUACAAUUUCUCAGUCAUUGCGAAGUAUGGGGACGUGAUGUAAAAGCAAAUUUUGUAUCACCUUUAAGUAAUAAAACAUUGCAUGCUGGUAAAAAUACGGUGGCAUACGAAGCAAGAUAUUUAAAAGCGUUAUUAUUAGACUUGUUAAAAUUAGAAUGUUAA
Molecule: messenger RNA, 2441 nt
Organism: Didymodactylos carnosus
Lineage: Eukaryota; Metazoa; Rotifera; Eurotatoria; Philodinida; Philodinidae
Source: the annotation of a GenBank genome assembly